Xenopus tropicalis (tropical clawed frog) is the source of this 1343-nucleotide messenger RNA. RefSeq names its product progastricsin gene 1 (gene pgc). Gene Ontology annotation, molecular function: aspartic-type endopeptidase activity. The transcript has 9 exons. The record is from RefSeq and is marked provisional. Gene Ontology annotation, biological process: proteolysis. The coding region runs from base 23 to 1180 and encodes 385 amino acids. NCBI's taxonomy places the organism in Eukaryota, Metazoa, Chordata, Amphibia, Anura, Pipidae.
UGCAUUACUUGAUUCCUGCACAAUGAAGUGGAUCAUUUUUACUUUUUUUUGUCUCUAUCUUUCAGAGGGGCUGGUAAGAGUUCCAUUGAAAAGAUUCAAAUCCACCAGAGAGACAAUGAAGGAGAAUGGGGUCUUGAAUGACUUUUUAAAGACACACAAGAGAGAGCCAGCUAUAAAAUACAACUGGAAUAGUCAAAGUAACUUUGGUGUGGCCUACGAACCAAUGUACCUGGAUAUAUAUUACUUUGGUGAAAUCAGUAUUGGAACACCACCACAAAACUUCCUAGUUGCCUUUGACACUGGUUCUUCCAAUCUUUGGGUUGCCUCCACAUAUUGCCAGAGCCAAGCCUGCACCAAUCACCCAUUGUUUAACCCCAGUCUGUCCUCCACCUAUACAUCCAAUAACCAGCAGUUCUCCAUGUGGUAUGGCAGUGGAAGUAUGACAGGAGUGCUAGGAUAUGACACAGUAACAGUACAAGGUUUAUCUAUCCAGAAUCAGGAGCUGGGACUCAGUGUCACUGAACCAAGUAGCUUCUUCUAUUACUCCAAAUUUGAUGGUAUAUUUGGGAUGGCCUAUCAGUCACUGUCUGCGGGAGGUGCCUCUACUGCAGUGCAAGGCCUGAUACAACAAAAUCUCAUUCCACAGCCAGUCUUUAGCUUUUACCUUACUAGCCAAUCUGGAGAGGUGAUAUUUGGAGGAGUAGAUAAUAGCCUGUUCUCUGGACAGAUCUACUGGACUCCUGUCACUCAGGAGAUUUACUGGCAGAUUGCAAUUGAUGAGUUCUCUGUGAAUGGACAGGCAACUGGCUGGUGUAGUCAGGGAUGUCAAGGCAUUGUAGACACAGGAACUCCUCUGUUAACCAUCCCCCAGCAGUAUUUGAGCACACUGGUGCAAUAUGUUGGAGCACAGGAAGCACAAAAUGGACAGUUUCUGGUAAAUUGCAAUAGUGUGCAGAACUUGCCUCCCAUUAGCUUCACUAUCAGUGGAAUUCAGUUCUCCAUUCCUCCUUCUGCAUACAUCCUUCAGAUGAAUGGAUAUUGUGUGGUUGGGUUUGAGUCAACAUACCUUCCUUCUCGGAAUGGACAACCACUGUGGAUUCUGGGAGAUGUUUUCCUUCGUCAGUACUACUCUGUCUAUGACUUUGGCAAUAAUCAAGUUGGAUUUGCUAGUAUGGCCUAAGCCAAAGACAUUUGGUAAAGGUUCUUUAAGAAGUUAGAUGUCAAUCUUCAUACGACUACAGUAGAAUUGUGAUACUGUUAAGCAUGCACAGUGAUGAAAUAUACAGGACAUUUAAUGAUACAAUUACUCAUAUCCAAAAAUAAACAAAAAUGUAAUAAUUCAA